This is a messenger RNA of Anopheles marshallii, 1401 nucleotides long. Its product is annotated as protein maelstrom homolog. Gene Ontology annotation, cellular component: nucleus; P granule. The coding region runs from base 1 to 1401 and encodes 466 amino acids. Gene Ontology annotation, biological process: negative regulation of DNA-templated transcription; spermatogenesis; piRNA processing. The transcript has 3 exons. Gene Ontology annotation, molecular function: sequence-specific DNA binding. The record is from RefSeq and is a predicted model, not a curated record. Lineage: Eukaryota; Metazoa; Arthropoda; Insecta; Diptera; Culicidae.
AUGGGCGCAGUUGCACAUCAUGCGGGUCAAAAAUGGGAGAAAAUGGACGGUGUACAGCGAGAGCCGUACGUUCAGCAGGCUCAGGCAGCGAACAAUGGAACAAACUCAGUUGGCAAGCUAAACAGUUUGGGAAUUCCAAUUGCUUUGCUCGACGAAAAAAUACGCGAAAAGGAAAGAAUGGCCUUACAGAUAAAGCAGCUCAUCGCCGAACGAGUGAAGAUAGCUGAGGCCGUAAAAGCUCUUGAAAAGGAAGAGUUUUACAUCAUUUCAAUGAUGUAUUUUGGAUGUACUCUAAAAGGCGCGUACCUCCCGGCUGAGCUGGGCAUGGUGAAAUAUAGUCUGCAGGACGGUGUAAUGGACAGGAAGCAUCUUUACAUCAAUAUAUAUCCAGAUAUCCCACUCGGAGCAGCAUACUCGGUUCAUUCUCAUACUAAGAAAACACACAAAUUACCCAUGCCACCAGACGCAUGGGGAAUAAGCUGCAAGGAUGAAAUAUCAAAUAUCAUACUAAGCUUUAUAGCAGCGAAAGAGAACAAUAUUCUGUUAUUCACCGAUGAGCUUACUUUACCAACAGUAGAAAGCAUGCUCCGGGAGAUAUUAAAGGGCCACAUCAAGGACGAUCAGAUGUACGUGUGUCCGCUGUCAGAGCUGUUUUUUAAUCUGAAACAAGCUUCGGAGCGGCACAUUAUGCCUAAAUCAACCUUCCCAUCUGCCCUAAUGGCACAGUAUAUACUGCAGAUGGAUUGCUUCGUCGCCACAGAAGGCAUCAGCUGUGAAUUUCACGACAGUGAAUAUAAUGUACAACACUGUGCCUUGUCGCAGGCCACUCGCUGGGCAUACACACUUUCUAAGCAUUGCUGCCUUGAUAUGGGCAUUGAUUGUAUCCCGGGUAAGCAUAUCCCAAGCAUAACGAAGGUUAAGGUGCAGCCUGAUAAGUCAGGUACUGAUGCUACGUCAGCAACACUACCUAAGCCAUUUGAAACAUCAUUGAAACAGGCAGAAGAACCAUCCUCAUCGACGGCUAAGUCACCAACUAUUGCAUUCACAAGCGUCGCUCCUGAAAGGACGGUGAGCUUGGAAAAGUAUAAUCGCUCGUUUGAUGAAAUUAAGGCAGCAACCCGGGAACAGGUUGAACAAAUGUGCAAUCGGACAGAAACCCCAUCUAGUUCUACAACGGGUCAGCCGAUUCCACCGAUAUCCUAUAACAACCGUAUGAUAAACCCAUCGAGCGAUCCGAAAAUAGUGGUGAAGCAGAAGAAGCUGGAAGAUAUAUGUACCGAUGCCAAGUCAGAAUUCGUCAAGUGCGUUACAACAUUGAUCAAUAACGUACAAGAACUUGUUCUAGCUGAUAAUGCACCGUCGGACCAGCCGCAGAAAGAUGACGUUAGUUCAAAUGCUUGA